AGUUCAGUUUCGAAGUCGACGCGAUUGCCAACAGAAGACGCGACCGGAGAGUUCGAGUCCCCACUUUGUGGUCAAGUCCCCAACUAACAACUAACCUAAGCCCGAUUAAAAUCGGUGUGCCUAUCUAUCUUCUAUCUAUCGCUAUCUCCACCAUCCGGCUAUCAGUUUCGAAGUUUAGUCGCCGCGCAGUGAACCGAACCUCUUGGCAGAGCGGCGUAAUUUAAUCAGAUUAACGCAAACUCAACUUAUAUGAGAAAACUUUGAGAACUUUUUGAAAGUGUAUAAACAAAUCGCGCAACUUACUCAUACGCCCCAUUGAACGGCAGAGAAAAGACCCAAACAAAAAGUACACACAUCCGCAAAAAGUAAAAGUAAUAAUUGCCAAAGAGCUCAAAACGAAAGAACAUCUUAACAGCCAGAUAAUCGUGCAAAUAAACGGGCGUCCAAAGGCGCACUAAAUCUAUAAAUACUAUAUAGAACCACUAUAAAAAAAGACAUUUAAAACGGAAAGAAAGAAAGAACACAAAGCAACUGAAAUGGAUCACAAAGAAAUCGCAAGUGAAGUGCGAGGUGAGCUAAAUCUACGCACAGCAUUCGAUUUACUAGACAGAAACCGUGACGGACGCGUGACGGCCAACGAGCUGCAGUUUAUGCUCAAGAACCUGGGCAUAAAUGUGCGUGAUGAAAUCAUACACGAUCUCAUACGUGAGGCGAGCCAUUCAGGAAACGGCUUAAUCAACGAGGCCGAGUUCCUGCAAUGGGUGGGCAGGAUUCAGGCGCUGCGCGACGAGCAGCAGCAGCACGAUGAGAACCCCAGCAACAGCAAACCCCUGGACGAGGCCGAUGAUGUCACCGAGGACUUGAUAGCCGCAUUUAGAGUAUUCGAUCGGGAUGGGAAUGGAUUCAUAACGCGCGACGAGCUUCAGACCGCCAUGGAAAUGAUUGGCGAGCCCUUGAACGAACAGCAGCUGGAGCAGCUGCUGGUCAUAGCCGAUUUGGAUCAGGAUGGUCGCAUCAAUUACGAGGAAUUUACGAGACUUUUGCUGUAAGCAAUUUCAGCCCGGAAUGGGAGGCGUGGUCAGCAAACAAAAAGCUACAAAAAUUAUAAAUGGAAAACAAUGGAAGAGGUUAACCAUUUAACAUGCAUACACAAGUGUUAAGCUUUUAUGGAUAUACUCAGACAAGCGGAAAAUUAUUAUGAGAAAGAACAUUUGCAGAGUGAAAAUUUGCAAACAAAAAAUUAUUUAAUAUUUUAUACAAAACUAAAGGAUGAAUUAUAUUUAUACAGAAAGGCGUGGAGGAAAGUGCAAGGCAGAUCAUACACAAACACACACACACAUACAUAUUACAUAAAGUAGUUUGGAAAGUUUUUUCGAUUGUAAAAAGUAAUUUAUUCAUUUAAGUUAAUGCAGCAAGAACCACCAAAAUUAAGUGAAAAACUUUAGGAUUUAUUUUUGUAAGUUUUGUCGAAAAAUGGUUUAUAAAUUAUACACACAAUCACACACACAGAGAACACACACACCAUACACAUAACAAAAGAAAGAAAAAAAAAACAGAACAUAUAUAUUUCAUAUUCGGAUAAGUCUGAGAGCGUGAGUGAUAUUGUGUUUAGGGUGAUGGAUGCAUCAACAAGGUACAUGCAUACAUAAUAAUAAAAUAUUUAAUAAAAAAAUCUAAAAUUAUGAAGAGGUUCCCCAGCUGGGAUUCCAUAUAUUUGUAUCUUAUUAAAUAUAGUUACAUAUGCUGCUUUCAAUGUAUGCGUGUUUCAAAAUCCCCCAACAAAAAAGUUGUUUUCAAAAUGUUGUUAGAAUAAGAAAAUAAAUGUUAACAAUUUAUUUAAGAAAAAGUCCACAAGAAAACUUAUUUCAAUUGCAAAAUGUACUUGAAAAGAAAGGAAACCCCAGAAUUAUAUGGAUAACCAUAAAGAAGAAUUAUUGUAUUCAUGAAACAGCCCAAGUAGAGGAUGAACAUUGAUUGAUACAGUUCAAAGUCUAGUCAAAUUAAUUUUUUAAUAAUUUCUUUAGGAUUCUGUUUGUUUGAUUCAAAGCCAAAAUUCAAAGUCCAUUACAUAUUGCCGUCCCGGCUUAGCCAUGGUUCAAAAAGUAAUACGAGUAAUAACUUUUUUU
Messenger RNA from Drosophila obscura, 2126 nucleotides. It is a transcript of the gene Eip63F-1, whose product is annotated as calcium-binding protein E63-1. Gene Ontology annotation, molecular function: enzyme regulator activity; calcium ion binding. The record is from RefSeq and is a predicted model, not a curated record. Lineage: Eukaryota; Metazoa; Arthropoda; Insecta; Diptera; Drosophilidae. The coding region runs from base 537 to 1049 and encodes 170 amino acids. The transcript has 6 exons.